This is a messenger RNA of Bufo bufo (common toad), 1620 nucleotides long. RefSeq names its product carbonic anhydrase 12 (gene CA12). The record is from RefSeq and is a predicted model, not a curated record. Gene Ontology annotation, molecular function: carbonate dehydratase activity; zinc ion binding. Bases 41 to 1039 code for a protein of 332 amino acids. The transcript has 10 exons. Lineage: Eukaryota; Metazoa; Chordata; Amphibia; Anura; Bufonidae. Gene Ontology annotation, cellular component: plasma membrane.
CAGAGGUUAGGCAGGGCUACUAUUCCUGAGAACUGCACCGAUGUACAGCCUGCUCCUCUCCAUAGUACUAUUGCCUGUCCUACAGGCUGCCUCUGAAGGACAAAGUUGGGGAUAUACUGGCAAAGAGGGGCAGAACAACUGGCCAACCAAAUAUAGCUUCUGUGCUGGUGUCUACCAGUCACCUCUUGACUUCCAUGGCAGCAUCCUGCAGUAUGAUUCCACUCUGAAGCCCAUUCACUUCUACGGAUAUAAUGCUUCCGGCACUGAUUACUUCAUCAUAGUCAACAAUGGACACACAGUGUCUAUGUCCCUGCCGCCGACUAUGUACAUAGAGAUCCCUCCUUUCCGCUACAUUGCUUCACAUCUUCACUUUCACUGGGGUAACCUGAGUGGUCAUAAAGGGUCAGAACAUUGCAUUGGAGGCAAGAGGUUUUCAGCAGAGAUGCAUAUUGUGCAUUAUAACUCCAAGUAUGCUGAAGUUGGCAUAGCCGCUGAGGUUGCAGAUGGCUUGGCUGUGCUUGGGGUUCUUAUAGAGGUCGGUUCUUACAAUACUGUAUAUGAUGAUAUCUUUUCUCAACUGCCACAAAUCAAGUACAAAGGACAGGGGUUUCGGAUCCCACAGUUUAAUGUGCGACCUCUUCUCCCUGAAAGACUGGAUGAGUACUAUCGCUACGAGGGUUCUCUUACAACCCCACCCUGCAAUCCCAGUGUGUUGUGGAGUGUUUUCCGGAAUCCUGUCUUCAUCUCAGAGCAGCAGCUUCACCUUUUGGAGACGGCCCUGUACUUCACCGAGCAGAACAGUUCUUCUCCUGUGCAGAUGAUUGACAACUACAGAUGGCUUCAGCAGGAAGGUGACCGGCUGGUGACAGUGUCUUUCCGGGAAGGUACUGUUCUCGCAGUCACACUGGCCUGUGUAUUGGGAUCUGUAGUUAUUAUUGCAGUGACAUGUUGGUUGUGUCGUCGGAAAAAAAGGGAAGGGCACCAAAAAAUUGUUUAUACUGCUGCUGUGCCCAUGGAGGAAAACACAACCAAAGUAUGACAGCCGACUGCCACCUAUGUCAUUUAGGACAGACCUUCAUAAAAAUUCUACUCUGUGCGUGAAGGAUGAAGAUGUUGUUUUGUAUCCAUCACACUUGCCAGUUAUUUCCCCCAUAUACAAAUACUUGAUCGUAAGGCAUCAGUAGCUUCCUGCAAAUAAAGUUUUGGUCAGAUUGCCAGACCUUGGAUUAUGGAAUUUGAAGAAAAUAAAUAUUUGCCCAAGAUUAAAAAUUGAUGUCUUGUUAAAGGGGAUGUCCAGCUUUUAGUAAGUGAUGGUCUAUCCUUAUUGAAGUCGAUGAGAGCAGUGCUGUAGUAGCAGGCUCCCUCCACUACAACAUUGAUGAUGCUGUGUGGCUUUGGCACCGGAGCUAUAGCGGUCAUGUGUUGGAUCCCCACUGAUCAGCUAGUGACAGCCUGUCCUGAACAUAGGCCAUCACUUACUAAAGGCCUGGCAACACCUUUAAUAAUUAUGGGAAUCUAAUUUGUAUCUGCUGCCCAAUGACGUACUAAUCGUCUGGCCAUGAAUUAUGAUUGCCGUUUUUCACAACUCUUUACCCAAAUUCUUAUGCAAUGAUCCCUGAA